Molecule: messenger RNA, 1389 nt
Organism: Neurospora tetrasperma FGSC 2508
Lineage: Eukaryota; Fungi; Ascomycota; Sordariomycetes; Sordariales; Sordariaceae
Exons: 4
Coding region: 1-1389 (462 amino acids)
Biological process (GO): carbohydrate metabolic process
Molecular function (GO): hydrolase activity, hydrolyzing O-glycosyl compounds
Source: RefSeq, a predicted model, not a curated record
AUGUCCAACGACCUCACCGCAAAAAUAAUAUCCUCAUACGGCAGCCGGGAGACACACAGCACCGGCGAAGGAGGACUAGAUGUCAACAGUGCCACCGCCGGGUGGGAUUCAAGUCGGCCAGGCUCGAUAUAUACUUCCUCGAGGCAGUCGGCAGCAACACUACCGAGGGCGGCCAAGAGAAAGUUCAAGAGCUACCGGCUCCGAGGAGAGUACGAGAAGCCAUGGCUCGCCGACCCGGCCAUGAAGAAGACCAGGUGGAACAAUUGGAUCGUGACUGCCUGGUGUCUGGUCGGGUUUGCGGGUGCCGCUGUUCUUUGCUACACGGGCGUCAGGCAAUACCAGACUGGGCCGUUAUGUCUGGUGUUCGAGGAUGACUUCAAGACGCUGGAUACGAGUGUCUGGUCGCACCAGGUGACGCUCGAUGGCUUCGGAACAGGGUCCUUCGACUGGACCACCACCGAUACCAAGAACUCGUACGUCGACGAAGAAGGACUUCACAUUGUCCCGACUCUCACGACUGAGACAACGGACAUCACUGCCGACCAGCUCUAUGCCAACUACACGCUCGAUUUGAGGAAAGACAAGUCUUGCACGGGCACAACCAAUGCCUCUUGCGUCGCUCAUUCCGACCCAAAGACGGGUGCCAUGAUCCCACCCGUCCGGUCCGCUCGCCUAGUCACCAAGGACACCAAGACACUCCGGUACGGUCGUGUCGAAGUUGUCGCCAAGCUUCCCAAGGGAGACUGGUUGUGGCCCGCCAUCUGGAUGAUGCCUCAAGACUCCACUUACGGCGUCUGGCCCCGCUCCGGCGAGAUCGACAUCAUGGAAUCCCGCGGCAAUGGACACGACUACGCACCCGGCGGACGGAACCUAUACUACGGCUCCCUCCACUGGGGUCCUUCAAGCGCGACAGAUGCCUACUGGCGGACCACAUCGGCCAAGCGUCUCAAGCGCAGCGAUUUCUCCGAGAGCUUCCACACGUUCGGCCUUGAGUGGGACGCGAAGUACAUGUACUUUUACCUGGAUAACCGGCUUACGCAGAUCAUGCAUGUCGGGUUCAAAGCCAAGGACGACCUCUGGAAAAUGGGUGAGUUUGCGGAGAUGAGGGAGAACGAUACCCUCUUUGAAAAUCCGUGGGCGGGGAGUGAUUCCACGACGGGAAACGCGCCUUUUGAUCAGCCGUUUUACUUGAUCUUGAAUGUGGCGGUGGGGAGUAAGAUAGGGUGGUUUCCUGACAACAAGGGAAACAAGCCUUGGCUCGACUCGGCCACCAACGCUCAGUGGACGUUCUGGUCGGCUGCCGACCAGUGGCUGCCGACUUGGGGAGAGGGUGAUCAGCGUGGUAUGACGGUGAAGUCGGUCAAGAUGUGGAAGCAGGGUGCUUGCUAG